GCUUUUUACUCGCCGAGUCGCAAAAGGAUCGCGAUUUAUUCUUUUGUUUUCUCUUUCCUUCUUACCCCGGUUGGCUGUGGUUAAGUUUUCGGAUGGGACCCACAGCGAUCCGUCCUCACCGUAAAGGCCGUUUAUAUAAUCGCCCUGGACGGCAACCCUCCCGCUACAUCUGCAUCUCUCUCUUUCUCUCUAGCUGUUUGUGGAUGCCGGAUGGCAGAAUGCUAGACGUGGUGAGGUACCUUACCGGCGCCGUGGGGCCGAGCGGCUUCGGCUCCAAGUCUACGGCCGAGCAGGUAACGGAGGCCAGCCCGUUCUCCCUGCUUUCGUCAACCGCCAUCAUCACCGGAGCGACGUCAGGGAUCGGCGCGGAGACGGCUCGGGUGCUGGCGAAGCGUGGGGUGAGGCUCGUCCUGCCAGCUCGGAACGUGAAGGCGGCGGAGGAGACGAGGAGCCGGAUCAGGGAGGAGACGCCGAGUGCCGAGGUCAUCGUCAUGUCUCUGGAUCUCAGCUCCAUGGCUUCCGUGAGAAGCUUCGUCGCCGAGUUUGAACGUCUCGGUUUGCCUCUCAAUAUCCUCAUAAAUAACGCCGGGAAAUUUUGCCACCGGCGUGCCGUGUCAGAAGAUGGCAUAGAGAUGACGUUCGCUACUAAUCAUCUCGGGCAUUUUCUGUUGACCAAGCUACUGCUGAAGAAGAUGAUCCAAACGGCGGAGGUCUCCGGAGUGGAAGGACGGAUAGUGAACGUUUCUUCUAGCAUACAUGGCUGGUACGACGGCGACGACGUUACGUGUGAGGAAUUGACGCGCCAAAAGAAGAGAUACGACCCUACGCGGGCGUACGCUCUCUCGAAGCUGGCGAACGUUCUUCACGCCAAAGAGCUAGCCAAGAGGCUCAAGAAGUUGAACGCGAAUGUUACCGCGAACUCCGUGCACCCCGGUAUAGUACGGACUCGGCUCACCCGAGAACGAGAAGGAUUCAUCACAGAUCUGGCCUUCUUCUCUGCAUCGAAGCUCUUGAAAACGAUCCCGCAGGUGAUGAUCCCUCUGUCUCCCGGUUACGAUCCUUUCGAUAUUCCUUUUCCUAAACUCGCAGGAUUUCUGGUUCGAUGUCUCAGGCCGCAGCGACGACGUGUUACGUGGCGACGCACCCUAGGGUCUCCGGCGUCUCCGGUCGGUACUUCGCGGACUGCAACGAGGCGUCGACGUCGAGGCUGGGGGCCAGCGAGACCGCGGCCGUCCGGCUGUGGGAGAUCUCGGAGGAGCUGACUACGGCGACGCCGGAGCGUCACGUUGUCCGCUCCUGCUGAAGCCACGCACCGGUCGGUUGCGCCUCCCUCGGCCGUUACAACCGCGAAGGAAUCUCUCCUUCCCUCUGGACGAAAGGGGUGAGAGGACGUACUUGGCGGGCGGGCGGGCGGUGGGAGCAGCUCUGCCGCACGGAUCGAGUCGCAACAAAAAAAAUCUCCCGGUACCGUAUCAUUUGGAGGAACCAAAAAGAAAAAUUAAAAAAAAAAAAAAAAAAAGAGAGGCGCUUAGGGAAGGACACGUAAACCCGUGGCUUCUCUUGCAGGCUUCGUGUUGUACAAAAACGCAGCUUCUGAUCUUAUAUGUACAUACGUUUACUACCUUC
This is a messenger RNA of Nymphaea colorata (pocket water lily), 1626 nucleotides long. Its product is annotated as short-chain dehydrogenase TIC 32 B, chloroplastic-like. Bases 93 to 1262 code for a protein of 389 amino acids. The record is from RefSeq and is a predicted model, not a curated record. Lineage: Eukaryota; Viridiplantae; Streptophyta; Magnoliopsida; Nymphaeales; Nymphaeaceae. The transcript has 7 exons.